Messenger RNA from Macrosteles quadrilineatus (aster leafhopper), 829 nucleotides. RefSeq lists its product as uncharacterized. Bases 146 to 751 code for a protein of 201 amino acids. The record is from RefSeq and is a predicted model, not a curated record. The transcript has 4 exons. NCBI's taxonomy places the organism in Eukaryota, Metazoa, Arthropoda, Insecta, Hemiptera, Cicadellidae.
GUAACUAAGUCGUCCAUCACUCAUAAUGUGACAAUUUAAUGACUAAACUAGAAUUUUUUUAACAUAACAACAAUUAUUGUCGACUGAGCAGCGUUCAUAACAUCGUCAACACAAACUAUCUGCUAACUCAAGAUUGUUGACGAAAAUGAAAAUGGUGUACAACACCUUGUUGAUCGUCCUCUUCGUAUUCGCCGUACAAAACAUUUCUGUUUUGAUGGCGGAGAUUCCACAAAAGGAUCCAGAAAAUGUUGAUAAACCAAAUAAUCAAGGGGAGAAACAGGAGGGAGAAGUGGGAAAACCAAAAGAUGAAAAGAAAAAAGAAGAGGAGGAUCCUAUUGCAACCACGGAGAGGGACAUUCAGACUAUAAAACAAGGAUAUAUUGACAAAGUAAUCUCCACCUAUUACGGAGCUGCAAGCUUGGAUCCUGUAAAGCUUCAGAUGGCAAUAGUAUUAUACCGUCUUGCUAAUGUAGACUUGUUCUUUAAUGUGGAAAUCAAUUGCGUGGGAAAAGAUUUCAUGAAAAUCAAAGGCUGGACGACAUGUGAUGACGUGAUUACCGGAUUAACGGAUGCUACCACCUUUACGUUCAGUGAUUUAGAACAACGCGUAAAAGAAACACACAAAGAAGAAGAGAUUAAAUCCUUGGACAAUCUUAAAGAAAUUGAAACAGUAAUGAAAGGAGUGGUUAAAGGUCUACUCGAUCGGAAUAUGAGGCAGCUUCACUGCUUCCUCAUUCAAAAUAAACAAUAAACCUAAAAUUGGGAAACCCAGCAAUCCCAUACCAAAAACACUUUAAAGGUGUUUUCUGGGACGAGAAAUUAAAAUAUU